Molecule: messenger RNA, 3724 nt
Organism: Etheostoma spectabile (orangethroat darter)
Lineage: Eukaryota; Metazoa; Chordata; Actinopteri; Perciformes; Percidae
Product: biotinidase-like
Molecular function (GO): hydrolase activity, acting on carbon-nitrogen (but not peptide) bonds, in linear amides
Source: RefSeq, a predicted model, not a curated record
UGUUAUUAAUCUGUUUUCUGGGCUCAGUUUAGGGCAGAUAUGUAGCAGCUAUAACGCACCCACGUUUCCGUUUAGAAGACGUGUUGCUACGUUUUGUCGGGGCUGAUGAUUCAGAUGAGUCAUGUCUCACGGGAAAGUAACAAUGUGUUUGUCCGUUGUUGUUUUUUGCAGUUUUGCUUUAACGUCGGCAGUGAGUCUAACAGAGUCGGAUGUGGACCCCUGGUACGUUGCUGCUGUGUAUGAGCACAACGUAAUCCUGAACCCGGAGCCUGAUGUCCCCCUGUCCCGCCUCGAUGCCCUGCAGCACAUGCAGAAAAACCUGGAUAUCUACGAGGAGCAGGCUGCCCGGGCAGCCCAGCAGGGGGCCCAGAUCCUGGUGUUUCCAGAAGAUGGUCUUCAUGGUUUUAACUUCAGCCGUUCGUCCAUCUCUGGCUACCUAGAAACCAUUCCUGACCCCCAGCAGGAGAGCUGGAACCCCUGCACAGAGCCGGGCAAAUACAACAACACUGAGGUUCUCCAGCGACUGAGCUGUAUGGCCCGUCGUAACAACCUCUACCUGGUGGCCAACAUGGCUGACCUGCAGCCCUGUCCCCUGAAAACGGACCCCUCCUCCUCCUGUCCCUCUGAUGGACGCUGGCAGUUCAACACCAACGUGGUUUUCAGGUCUGAUGGUCUGCUGGUGGCUCGCUACCAUAAACACAACCUCUACUUUGAGGAGGCCUUUGAUACACCACCCCAACCUGAGAUCAUAACAUUUGAUACACCUUUUGCUGGAAGGUUUGCCAUCAUGAUCUGCUUUGACAUCCUGUUCCACAAGCCCACAGUUACCCUGGUGGAGAAGGGUGUACGUCAGCUGGUCUACCCAACAGCCUGGAUGAACCAGCUCCCCCUUCUGGACUCAAUCCAGUUCAGCGGGGCAUUCAGCAAAGGUGCCAAUGUCACUGCUAGCGGCCAACAUCGUAACGACCGACUGAACAUGAGAGGAAGUGGUAUCUAACCUUUUUCUGCUACCUACCACCAGCAGAAAGGAGACCCAGAGGAGGGCAGGAGCUGGUGGCCAGGGUUGCCAGUCUUAGACACUGUGGGGGAGCAGAGUGUAACUACAGAUGAGGGGGUAGUUAGGAGUGAGACCACAUCAUCUACAGCUACAGAAUCUGGAUUCUGUCACCAAGAAAACUGUUCUGAUUCUCCCCCUCCUGAAACUGAUUCAUCAGUUCCUCCCUCCUCUGCCACCUUCAUCUCAUCCAUGAUGUAUGACCCAUUUACAUUUGUCCUCUUGAAUGAGACAGAGGGCGAUGUGAAUGUGUGUAAUGGAACCUUUUGCUGUCACCUGCAAUACCGGCGGUUACAACAUGGAAGCAGUAAAGAGCUCUAUGCAUUGGGGGCAUUUUCUGGAACACACACUGUGAACGGACGCUACGCCCUCCAGGUGUGUGCACUAGUCCGAUGUGCAGGUUUGGACGCCAGUUCCUGUGGACAGGAAGUGGAAGAGGCUGAGUCUAAAAUGGACUUCCUGUUGGAGGGGAAGUUUGGGACCAGAUACGUGUACCCAUCAGUUUUGGCUAGCAAGAUGGUCCUGGAGCAGCCAGAGCAUCUGGAAACAGCUGCAGACGGCAGAGUGACCAUGAAACACUCAAACAUGACUGGUGGCCUGGUCACUGCCUGUCUGUAUGGACGAAUGUAUCACCUUGACAAUGAGACGGAACCUGUCAUGGACCCCUGGUACGUUGCUGCUGUGUAUGAGCACAACGUAAUCCUGAACCCGGAGCCUGAUGUCCCCCUGUCCCGCCUCGAUGCCCUGCAGCACAUGCAGAAAAACCUGGAUAUCUACGAGGAGCAGGCUGCCCGGGCAGCCCAGCAGGUAUGGUCAGCCCUGUCCCCUGAAAACGGACCCUCCUCUCUGUCCCUCGACGGACGCGGCAGUUUCAACACCAACGUGGUUUUCAGGUCUGAUGGUAUGCUGGUGGCUCGUUACCAUAAAAACAACCUUUUUCUCUUUGAGCAGUCCUAUGACACGCCACCCCAACCUGAGAUCAUAACAUUUGAUACACCUUUUGCUGGAAGGUUUGGCAUCAUGAUCUGCUUUGACAUCCUGUUCCACAAGCCCACAAUUGCCCUGGUGGAGAAGGGUGUACGUCAGCUGGUCUACCCAACAGCCUGGAUAAACUAUCUCCCCCUAAUGGACUCGGUCCAGUUCCAGCGGGCAUUCAGCAAAGGUGCCAAUGUCACCCUGCUAGCGGCCAACAUUCGUUAUGACCGACUGAACAUGAGAGGAAGUGGUAUCUACACCCCUUUUUCUGCCACCUACCACCACGCCCAGAAAGGAGACCCAGAGGAGGGCAGGCUGCUGGUGGCCAGGGUGCCAGUCUUAGACCCACUGUGGGUGGAGCAGAGUGUAACUACAGAUGAGGGGGUAGUUAGGAGUGAGACCACAUCAUCUACAGAUACAGAAUCUGGAUUCUGUCACCAAGAGAACUGUCCUGAUUCUCCUCCUCCUGACACUGCCUCAUCAGUUCCUCCCUCCUCUGCCACCUUCAUUUCAUCUAUAAAUUACGACACAUUUACAUUUGUCCUCUUGAACGAGACAGAGGGCAAAGUGAACGUGUGUAAUGGAACCUUUUGCUGUCACCUGCAAUACCGGCGGUUACAACAUGGGGGCAGUAAAGAGCUCUAUGCAUUGGGGGCAUUUGCUGGAACACACACUGUGUAUGUACGCAUCGGCCUGCAGGUGUGUGCACUAGUCCGCUGUGCAGGUUUGGAAGCCAAUUCUUGUGGACAGGAAGUGGAAGAGGCUGAGUCUAAAAUGGACUUCCUGUUGGAGGGGAACUGGUCACUGCCUGUCUGUAUGGACGAAUGUAUCACCUUGACAAUGAGUGAACUGGAGUAGAUACAAUUUAAAACAAAUGUUCUGGAGCAAUAAUAAAGUGAGCUGCAUACCUCUUAACAUUAUAAAGCACGACUUCCAAGAAUGGUCUCAUUCAUACACAACCUGCAAUUAAUCAAAAAGAAAUCUCUUUUUGUUCAUUACUUAAUCCGUACAAAACACUGAACCAGUAGCAUACGUCUGCUAAAAGUAGCUUGUUCCUUAAAAGGCAAAUUACACACCAACACAACACACACACACACACACACACACACACACACACACACACAACACACACACACACACACACACACACACACACACCCACACACACACCACACACACAACACAACACACACACACAAACAACACACAAACACACACACCCACAACACACACACACAUUACAGCAUUGCAAGUUAAAAGUUGAGCCGCCCAUUGGCUGAUCAAUCAGUCACUUGAUCCAUCAAUCAAGUGACUGGACCAGUCAUACAGUAAAUGGGUCUUACAUCCACCUGUUGUCCUAAACAGCUCCCAAUGAUUCAGUCCACUUGGAAUAAAUUCAUAGGAUUCAAUAAUGACUUCCUCUCUAAGGAAUUUAAAAGUGGUGCAAUAACAAUGAUGGAGCAUCACCAAAGUGCGUGAGUGACAGCCAUCAGUGUCUCCCUUCAAAGUUCGAAGAACUCUGAAUAAAAACUCAAAUGUACAGUUGAAAAAACGAAAAUAAAUCUGUGUCCCACGUGAUUGUGCCUCUGUCUUUUCUUUAGACAAUCGUACAGAAAAAAACAGUCCUCUUUUCUCCAGUAGAUACUCUUCUAGUAAUAUUUGAAGGAAAAAUUGUGAAAAGUCUUAAAACCACUU